Brienomyrus brachyistius is the source of this 2770-nucleotide messenger RNA. RefSeq names its product calpain 12 (gene capn12). Gene Ontology annotation, molecular function: calcium-dependent cysteine-type endopeptidase activity; calcium ion binding. The record is from RefSeq and is a predicted model, not a curated record. Gene Ontology annotation, cellular component: cytoplasm. The transcript has 20 exons. Lineage: Eukaryota; Metazoa; Chordata; Actinopteri; Osteoglossiformes; Mormyridae. The coding region runs from base 196 to 2340 and encodes 714 amino acids. Gene Ontology annotation, biological process: negative regulation of apoptotic process; proteolysis.
UACAUUCCUUUGCGGGCUGGUUCUAGUUAAGAGGCUCCCUAAUAUCGCCAAACUUAAAGCACCGGGCUUCUUCAGUCACUGCAUUACGGUACGAUACUCCGGCGCGGUAGAUACACUCCUGUCAGACGCACAAUAAUAUCCUCUAUACUAACAGCAGUAAAGUUCACUUAUUAACUACUAUUUGAAAAGUGUGUCAUGGAGUGUAAUAAGUUUGAAGGCUCCAACUUCAACCCCUUGAAGUUUCGGAACCAGGACUAUGAGUCCCUACGAGAUGAGUGCCUAAAGUCCGGUGCUCUGUUCUCGGACCCGCUGUUUGCGGCGGAUCAGAGCUCCAUCGGAUUGCCGGCUGACCCCGACCCGAAGAACGCAGUGAAAUGGAUGCGACCCAAGGACAUCAAUAAGGAUGCUGUUUUCAUUGAAGACACCACGGGCACAACAGACAUCUGCCAAGGCCAGCUGGGUAACUGUUGGCUACUGGCUGCCCUGUCCAGCCUAACCAUGCACCCCACCCUUUUCGCAAAGGUGGUUCCCUCCGAACAAAGCUUGAGCGAAUCCUAUGCCGGAAUCUUCCACUUCAAGUUCUGGCAGUAUGGCGAGUGGGUGGAGGUGGUGGUGGAUGACCUGCUCCCUGUCCGCAGUGGUCGUCUGCUCUUCAACCACUCCCGCACCCUCAAUGAGUUCUGGAGCGCCCUGGUGGAGAAAGCCUAUGCCAAAAUGAUUGGAUGCUACAGCAGUCUGAAAGGGGGCAAUAUUUCCGAAGGCAUGGAGGAUUUUACGGGGGGCAUUGCGCGCGCUAUCUCUGUGAAGUCCCGCACCCCCACGGGGCUGUGGAAAAUCCUCACCGCCUCGCUGUCCCGCGGCACCCUGCUGAGCUGCUUCAUACAGGCUGCUAAUUUGCAAGAGAUUGGAACUGUGAAUAAACAGGGACUGGUGAAGGGUCACGCCUACGCGAUCACGAACACGGAUCAGGUGCGGAAGAAGUCGGGCGAAGUGCUUCUUCUGCGGCUGAGGAACCCCUGGGGAUUCGUGGAGUAUUCUGGGCCCUGGAGCGAUAAGUGUAAGAACUGGGACGAUGUGGACAGUGCCGAAAAGAAGCGCAUUCAACUGAUCAAGGCAGAGGACGGAGAGUUUUGGAUCAGCGUGGAGGACUUCAGAUCGCUCUUCGACUCAGUGGAGCUGUGCAGCGUGAGCCCGGAUUGCCUCUCCGAGGAGGAAGUAGGACAGGAGCACCCGUCGUCCAUCUGGACCAUCACCUCCUACCAGGGCUCCUGGGUGCCAGGCUGUACCGCUGGGGGCAGUCCCAAAUUCCCCCGCUCCUUUUGGAGGAACCCACAGUUCAGGCUCGUUCUCUCGGAGCUGGACGACUACGAGGACGAGGACGAGAGCCCCGUCAAUGGCGGCGGGGAUGACACGGAUGCCAACGGAGGCGUCAAACCGGCGGGACAGGCGACCCCGAAACCAAAGGAAAAAGCAAUGAAAUGCACCAUGGUGGCAGAGGUGCUGCAGAAAAACAGGAGGCAGAAGGACAAGAUCAAUUUCCUCCAGGUCGCUUUCCACGUUUACAAGGUGGACGGCAACCCCAGUACCCUGGAUGAGAAAUUUUUCUCCACCAGGCAGCCGGUGGCUUCCUCCGGGUCGUACCAAGCGGUGAGGGGUGUGCGCCGCAAGGUUCGCCUCCACCCGGGUAACUACGUGGUCGUGGUCUCCACCAGCCGGCCCAACCAGGCAGGAGACUUUUUCCUGCGGCUGUUCGCUAAGAGCGGAAACACGCUGGGGGACCUCGACAGCACCUGCUCCUCCAACUUCAACACGGUGGUGCAGUCACAGCCUGUGGCAGCCGAUGAUUACAGGAGAGUUGAGGAGCUGUUCAUCAAGGAAGCGGGGGCGGAUGAACGGCUGGAUGCGCUGGAGCUCAUGAAGUUGUUGAACUCAGUGCUCGACAAGGACUACCACCUCCCCCUGGAGACCUGCAGGCAGCUCAUUUUCGCAGAGGAUACCGGAGGGAGGAGCAGGUUGACGCUGCCACAGACCGUGCAGCUCCUGUCCUCGCUGCGCAAGCUGCAAUCCAUCUUCCUCAAGUACGACGAGGACUCUUCCGGAACAAUGAGCCCCUUUGACCUGAGCCUCAGUCUCCAAGCAGCCGGUCUACAGUGCAGCAGGGCGGUCCAGGAGGUUCUGUGGGAGCGGGUCGGCGCCGGCCUGACCCAGCUGCCCUUCUACGGCUUCAUCUCCUGCGUGGCCCGGCUGCGCGUACUCUUUGCGCUGUAUGAGUCAGAAAGCAGUCAGGAGGUGAGGCAGCGUGGCAUCGACGCGUGGCUGCUAAAAUUCCUGACAGUGUGACAUGGACCCGGGUGCCGGGGUAAUGCCAAAAGCGAGGAUUGUGACGUCAUCAGGGCUCCCUCUCACUCUGCUCUCCUUCAAAUACCCAGUUUUCCUCCUUAAUUUCUCAUACAGUAUUUGCUUUUUUUGCAAUCAUGCAUAAAAACCAGCUUGGCAGGCUUUGGAUUCAUUAAAGGGAUUGCAUAGAUCCAAAGAUGCACUUUGUAGAUAGAAUUGCAAUUAGUUUAUUUAGAUGAGUGGCUGACAGUGAUAUUCUGGGUUUUUCUACUUUCCCAUAUUUCUAUUAGCAUUAUUAGAUAAUAUAUAGAUGAAUACUAUUUCAGUGUAAUUAUUCUAUAUUCUUUUCAUGCAGAUUUAAUGCCCUGAAACCUGUAAUCUUUUAUAAACUGAUCUUCUAUAUGCCGAAAUAAAACUCCUAUCCUUUUAAGAA